Messenger RNA from Talpa occidentalis (Iberian mole), 2439 nucleotides. Its product is annotated as proteasome activator complex subunit 3-like. The transcript has a single exon. Gene Ontology annotation, biological process: regulation of G1/S transition of mitotic cell cycle; positive regulation of endopeptidase activity; regulation of proteasomal protein catabolic process. The coding region runs from base 175 to 915 and encodes 246 amino acids. Gene Ontology annotation, molecular function: endopeptidase activator activity. Lineage: Eukaryota; Metazoa; Chordata; Mammalia; Eulipotyphla; Talpidae. Gene Ontology annotation, cellular component: proteasome activator complex; cytoplasm; nucleoplasm. The record is from RefSeq and is a predicted model, not a curated record.
CUGGGGAAGAACGGGACCCGCGUGCGCCUCCCUCUCCUGCGGGCACGAACGGGCGUCACUUCCGGCGUGGGGCGCGAUCUGUUGGGAGUUGGAGGUAGUGGCAAGCCCAGCCCACGUGCGGAGGAGAGGGACGUCCAGGUGCGGUCCAGCCAACGCUCGGCCUCCCUGGGGGCCAUGGCCUCCCCACUGAAGCCGGAGCAGGAUGUGCAGGGUAAGGUCGAGUCGUUUCGGACCCGCAUUGCCCAGGAAGCCGAGGACCUGGUGUCCACCUUCUUCCCGCAGAAGCUCUCCGAGCUGGACAGUCGGGUCCAGGAGCUUCGCCUGCAGGACCUGUCCAGGAUCCGUUCAGUGCCAGCGCCGGCGCCCCCAGCCGUCCCCGACACCGCCGGCGAUGGGCCCAACCGGGAGCCGCAGCUUCUGCAGACGCAGGCUUCGGUCAAAGCACCCAUGCUGCCAGGUGGCGAGGGCCAGGUGCUGCGGAGCAACCAGCAUCUGGUGGAGCUGAUAGAGCAGGUGAAACCCGAGAUCGAGCUAUUACGAGAGAAAUGCAACACAGUGCGCAUAUGGGUGCAGCUGCUCAUCCCCAAGGUGGAGGACGGCAACAACUUUGGAGUGUCCAUCCAGGAAGACACCGUAGACCAGCUGUGGACCGUGGAGAGCACCGCAGCCUCCUACCUGCGCCGCUUCUCUACCUACUACAACACCCGGGCCAAGUUGGUGUCCAAGAUAGUGAAGUACCCGCAGGUGGAAGAUUACCGCCGCACCGUGGCGGAGGUCGACGAGAACGAGUACCUGAGCGUGCGCCAGAUCCUGCUGCACGUGCGGAACCAGUACGCCACCUUGCACGACGUGAUCCUCAAGAACAUAGAGAAGAUCAAGACCCCUCGGAGCACCAAUACCCACAGCCUGUACUGAGCACCUUUCUUCUCCCCUGUUUCCUUCGGCAGUUGGCUGAACUGUCUAGGCAACUGGAAGGCUGCUUGUUAAUGACUCUGCAGGUGAUGAAACCCCUGGAAAUGUGCGUUACUGUUUAAUGAGAAUUUCAUGCAGCUUAUUCUCAUACUGAAUCCUCUUGGGGUGUAAUUUUUGACCUUUCUUUCAGGGAGAGAACAGGGACACACCGUUUGGUCGCACGUGGUUCAGGUUGGCCAAGGAGGAAGGGCUGCCAUUUUAAAAGCAGAUAAAUGUUGGCCAAGGAUUCUUUAUGGCAUUGGUAACCCUGAAGGAUUUCAGGGGUUAUUCACGAAAAACCUGACAUUUAAAAGAAAGUUAAAGGAAACUUUCCCUAAGGCUCUGCUAUUGUUGCUGUUUUCAAACAAGCCUCAGAAAUGCUUUUACGUCAUUUGUAUUUGGUCGAGGAAAGGCUUUUAAAGGGAUGUGUUUAGGUGAUUUUAUAUGCCACUGCUUUAGCAGAUUGCAAUAAAACUUGGUUGUAACACUUUAUGAUGGCCGAAGUGUGCUUACCUUUUAUCUUCAGAUGUAGAGGUCUUCCCUUAGUUGGAUUCUUUCUCUUUUUUUUUUUUUCAACUCUGAUGUGUAAGGAGAAUGAGCAUGUAAGGAGUAGUAGAUGUUCUUUCUAAAGCAGUGAACAUCCAUAUCUCCCUUAGAGUGAAGCGUCUGUGCCAAUGGCUUCCUUGCACAGCCUUCUCCCAUUUCAACAUGUUCUCAUUUCCAUUUUACCCACAGUUUAGAAUUUCUUUUCUGUCACCAUUUAUCUCAUAAGAGCCUCUAAAUUCUUCAGGUUUUUUAUACGUUUACCUUUAUUACUCUUGAUUUUAUUUUUGUCUCCUUUCCCCUUUGCUUCUUAGGAUAUUAGCUGUGGGCCCAAGAGUUUCCCUCUUACGUUAUAGGGAACAUUCUUUACAUCUGAAGACUCUAAAAUGUAACUUUCGGGUUUUUUCUUGCUUUUGCUGCAUCGGUGAGGGGAAACCACUGUUUUCUGCUCACCAGUGAUCUUUACUGUUGGUAUUUUUCAAGUUUAGCUUUUCCAGAGUUCAUGUACAGGUAAAGUAAGGUAUUGCACUGUGAGUCACCUUAUACAUCAGAAUUUCUUGCUUCUGGUGUGAUGUAAUGAAUGCUUUCUCUGUAAUGGCUUUUGUUCAGAAUUUUGUAUUUUCUGAUGAUAAAAGUACUUUAGCCAGUGGAAGUACAUUUAUUCAAGAGCCCCUUUUUUCAGUAGUAGUACUACUUGAGGGCAAAAUAUAACUUCCACUGCUGCUGGAAGUUAUAUAAUACAAGUUUGGCAAAAACAUGAAUGGGAAUUACUUUUUUUUCUUUUUUCCUUUUUUUCCUCUACCAUCAAGGAAACACCCAGAGCAGUGGCAUAGUGGGAGUUAAUUUUGAUAACUUUGUAUUUCUAGGAAUGAGAUUAUUCCUGCGCCUAACAGAUAGCUUUAUCUUUUCCAUAUUCAGUUGAUUUUGCCCUGAUUCCUCAUAAAA